UCCUGGGCUUGUUUGUAUUUACAGCACAAGUUCCUCCAGCUUUCAUCAAUAAACCGAGCCUGAAUCCACCUGGACCGAACUGAAGGUGUCACCAUGGCCUUUCAGGGGUCCGAGGGACUGGAAGAACAGCUCGAGGAGCCGGAAGACACCCUGAGAGUCUCUCCGGCGGAGGAAAUGCCUGUCGACGGGCCUCCAGCAGUGGGGGACCCCGAACCCGAGCCGUUACUUUUACCGUGGGACCGUUUCUCCUCCUGGCUACAUUGCAUCUGCGUGGUCGGCUUCGAUCUGGAGCUCGGACAAGCUGUGGAGGUGAUUUAUCCACACCACUCCAAACUCACAGAAAAAGAGAAAACAAGUAUAUGCUACCUGUCAUUCCCAGACUCCAAUUCAGGUUGUCUCGGGGACACACAGUUCUGCUUCCGUUUCCGGCAGGCCACAGGCAGGAAGUCGUCACUCGGAUGUUUCCUCGAACACUUUGACCGGGAUGCGCCAGUGUGUCUAAAGAAAGAUCAGGGCUAUUAUUACGGGUAUGUGUACUUCAGACAGGUGCGAGACAAGUCACUCAAGCGGGGCUACUUUCAGAAGUCUCUGGUCCUCAUCAGCAAGCUCCCCUACGUGACCUUUUUCCACUCUUUGCUGAAGCUCAUCGCCCCAGAAUACUUUGAGAAACAGGAGCCGUGUUUAGAGGCUGCAUGUAAUGACAUUGACCGAUGGCCCACGCCGUGCCCGGGGAAGAUUCUUUCGCUCCCCAUCAUGGGUGUGGUCAUGAAGCUGCGCAUCCCUACAUGUUAUGACAAGCCUGGAACUUCUCAGCUCGUCCAGUCCACACCGAGCGACAGUCAGGUGUCCAUCAUCCUGCCGACCGUCCAUGAAGUAGAUCUGUUCAGGUGUUUCCAUCCAGUGUUUUUUCAUAUCCAGAUGUUGUGGGAGCUGGUGUUGUUGGGUGAAGCAUUAGUGGUCAUGGCUCCGUCACCAGCAGAGUCUUCAGACACUGUGUUGGCGCUGGUCAGUUGUAUCUCUCCUCUGCGAUACUGCAGUGAUUUCCGGCCGUAUUUCACCAUUCAUGAUAGUGAGUUUAAGGAAUACACUACGCGAACACAAGCUCCGCCUUCAGUCAUUUUAGGAGUCACAAAUCCAUUCUUCGCCAAAACUCUUCAGCACUGGCCGCACAUCAUCCGCAUCGGAGACAUGAAGACCGCAGGAGAGAUGGCCAAACAAAUGAAAGUGAAGAAACUCAAAAAUCUGAAGACUUUGGACUCAAAACCUGGUGUUUACACUGCAUAUAAACCCUUCCUGAACAAAGACGAGGACAUUAUCAAGCAGCUCCAGAAGGGAGUUCAGCAGAAGCGUCCUUCAGCUGCCCAAAAUGCAAUUCUGCGUCGAUAUUUCUUGGAGCUUACGCAGAGUUUCAUCAUUCCUCUGGAGCGAUAUGUGGCCAGUCUAAUGCCGCUACAGAAGAGCAUCUCCCCAUGGAAAAGUCCUCCACAGCUGCGGCCGUUCAACCAGGAGGAGUUCAUGAAAACACUGGAGAAAGCUGGACCUCAGCUCACAUCCAGACUCAAAGGAGACUGGAUCGGCCUCUACAGGCAAUUCCUGAGGUCUCCAAACUUCGACGGCUGGUUCAGAAACCGCAGGAAGGAGAUGCUGCAGAAGCUGGAGGCCCUUCAUCUGGAGGCUCUGUGUGAAGAAGACCUGACGCUGCGCAUUCAGAAACACACAGAGGUGGAGACCGUCGACCUGGUGCUCAAACUCAAGGAGAAACUGACUCAGGCAGAGAAAGAUCAGCUUCCCGUCAAUGCAGGAACUUUGGCCAAACUGCAGGCGCACAUCGACACCAUCAUCCUGACGCUUCCUGAAGACCUGCAGGGCAUCUUACACAAACCGCCCAGCCCCUGACCCUCACACACACUGCAGGGGAUCUGACACAAACCGCCCAGCCCCUGAUCAUAAACACACACUCUUCUGAUGGAGACAACAAGUGCACUUGAUGCUGCAGGUCUGGACCAUGCUGGCGGUGCCGAAAACAGCACUGGAUGAAGGUUUCACACACACACACACACACACACACACACACACACACACACUCAGUCCACAUGCUGGAAGACAUCUCGCUGUGUGAGAUCAACAUUCCCUUUGGCGUAAACAUGUGGGUGGAGUCAGCAACGACAGAUCUGCAUAUGUAAAUGACUGCGCUGUGACAUCACAACGUCUGGAGUAAGAACGUCACUUCUGCUUUACUGGAUUUGAGUCUCUUGAAAACAUUUCCAGGUCACAUUUAACAUUUAUUAUUUUACAAACUGACUUUUUUAUAAUUGUUUACAUAUUUUGCAUAAUAAUAAUAUUAUUUAAGAAAAGAAAUAUAAUAUUAUCUACAUAUUAUUAGAAAUAUUAUAAUAUUACCUACACCUGCGUUCAAUAUUACCAUUGAAUUUAAUGACUAUUGUCUGAAUACCUGCAGUUACUGUAAUUAAAUAGUUUUUGUAAUAAUAAUUAUUGCAUAAUCAUAUAAUAUAAGAGCAAAAUCAUUUAGAUGUUGCGUUAGUUAUCAACAUUAUCAUUGGGUAAUUAGUUUUUCUACUAAAAACUACUUUUUCAUGAUAUUAAAUAUUGAAAAUUAUAUUUCUUGGCAUCGUAGUAAUAAAAACCAGGUGAAAUAUGAUCAUCAGGUAGUCACAUUAUUACUAAUCUGUGUAAUAUGUUAUUUGUUUAUAUUGAAUGCAUAUUUGUAAUAUCACCUGGUUAUUUACCUAAUUUAUAUUGUAAAAUAUCUGCAGAAUUUUAUUAUAUAAAUAUUUUAAAUGUUCCAGUUUAAAGUAUGUUUUUUGCUAUUAUCAUACAGCAGAUUAUAAUGCAAUAAUGAGACCAGCCAUUAAUAAUUGAACACAUUUUGUAAUGUAAACCUGGAGAUGUUUUGAUGAGAUUCACAGUUCUAGUGUGUUUUGGAUCAUAUUAAUAGAUGUGAUUAUUGCAAUAACUGGCAGAUUUAACUCUUAAAGGAGUCCUCUUUGACAGAACAACAACAACAAUAACACUACGAACCCAUAAACCCUGACACUAGAGUGAGUUUAUUGCAGCUCUACAAGGUCAGUAGCAUUAUCAUUACCAUCAUCAUCAUCAUUGCAGGUUUCUGGCAUUAUCUCCACUCCACAGUGACUUUUGUUUCUUAAGAUGAAGGAAAACCCAACAAAAAACACCAGUGCAGAUUUACUUGUAUGACUAGUUCUCUGACUGACCACUGAUUGCAUUAGUUUUUUUCUUUAUCGGCAUCAUAUCCAACAGAGAUUUGGUCUUUCAUCUACUUUUUAAAAUGAUUGUUAUUAUUAUUUUUUUCUAGAUAUAAUAAAAACAAAAAAAGGUAAUUGCAAUUUCUCACAAAAAACAUUGCUGAGAGAUGCGAAAGUUUUUUUUAUUUUAUUUUUUUCUUGUAAUUUCAAGUUUGCACCUUAAAAUUUCCCAAAUUAAUUGAUAUAUAUUUCCUCAAUUUCAAUUUAUUCAAUUUAUCCAACAAACAUAUUCAGUCUAUUCAACAGAGAUUUGGUCUUCCAUCCACUUUUAAAAUUAUUAUUAUUAAUAUUAAUUUCUAAAUAUAAUAAAAAAGGCAACUGUGAUUUC
Danio aesculapii is the source of this 3612-nucleotide messenger RNA. It is a transcript of the gene dennd6a, whose product is annotated as DENN/MADD domain containing 6Aa. Gene Ontology annotation, cellular component: recycling endosome. Gene Ontology annotation, molecular function: guanyl-nucleotide exchange factor activity. The coding region runs from base 94 to 1896 and encodes 600 amino acids. The record is from RefSeq and is a predicted model, not a curated record. The transcript is spliced from 19 exons. Lineage: Eukaryota; Metazoa; Chordata; Actinopteri; Cypriniformes; Danionidae.